Drosophila takahashii is the source of this 2880-nucleotide messenger RNA. RefSeq names its product testis-specific gamma-tubulin ring protein 128 (gene t-Grip128). Lineage: Eukaryota; Metazoa; Arthropoda; Insecta; Diptera; Drosophilidae. The record is from RefSeq and is a predicted model, not a curated record.
AUGCCCGAGGACCUGUGCCAGCAAGUCAUUGACCGCAAUGUGCCGCAGUUGAUACAAUUGCUGUUGGAAUCCCCCAUCGAUGGCAAGAAGAAAGAGGGCGAUGUUGAGGUGGACCCUGCCACCCUUGAGCGUUGCCUCCGCUUUGCCAAGAAUCACCUGGAGUCUCCCGAUCAAGAGGAAUCCUCGCCGGACGCCGUGUGGGCCACCAUGAACCACUUUGCGGAACGCUAUCACAGCGAAAAUCUGUCCGAAUUCGCCGAGACCUUCAAGCAGCUGGGCAAUGUGGUGCUGACUCACCCGAUCUGUGUGAACCACCCGCUGCAGAAUCUGCAUUGGCGCCUCAUCGACUUUAUGCUAUCGGUGGCCUAUAGGGCCGUUCAGACGGCCCGUCGCCAUUUUAGGGAAAUGGAUCAGAAGCGUAAGAACAUCCUGGAGGCUCUCACGCUGGCCACCGAAAGUUCAGAUGUUGCCAGCGAAGAAAUAAAAACAAGUGAUUCAGAAAUUGGUAAGUUAUCUAAGGAUGAGUAUCAGUUGUCUUUGGAUGAAAAGAUUUUGGAGGAAAAGUCCCAGAGUUCGAGGACGCUUGUUAACUCGGUUAACUCGAUUAAUCCUCCACUUUCGGAACCGGAACCAAUUUCAUCAUUGGAAACCUAUUCUACUUUUGGAAAACCUCUCCCCUACAAUAAACUUGUUCGAGAAAACUUUGCCUUAAAAGAUGCCCAAAUGGAGCUUGAACUGAAACUCUCUCAGUUUGAAUCAACGGCCGAGAGACCCACGAGGGUUAAUCGCUACAAAGAAUCGAAUAAUUUGCUUUCCCGUAUUCAAACUCCCUGGUGGCAAGUGGAGGUCCAUGUCUAUCAUAAGCCGCAAAUUCUGGCCAGUAAUUUUAGCCAGAGUUAUGGAGAUUAUUUAAUCUAUCAACUCAGGGAAAAUCGCCAUUCGGUGGGAAAAAUGAGCGAAGAGCAUCAGUUGUUGAAUGAACUCAUUAUUCUUUUCUUUGCAAACGUAAAUAGUAGAUAUUUUGAAGUGCUGGAUGACAAAAUGGAGCUAAGACCAGAUGAACCACGCUCUUGUGCCCUCAAACAUUUACUAGAAAAUGCCCACUUCGGUGAGAUUAUUAGCUCUAUUAAGCAGAUGCGUUAUCUAAGGGAGUUCAUAGAGACCCAUGGCAUAAAGAUAGUAUGUGAUGAUCGCUUGGAGACCCUCUCCUUUUUCAGUGUAGCCCUAAGACGACUUCUUCGACCUGUGAUGGAAUUCCUGGUUUAUUUCAAGAGGCGCUUGGCAACGGGUAUUGAAACCCCCACCCUAAAACACUUUGCAGAUACUUCAAGGGGUCUCUUAAAAAGUAUUAGGUGGCUGUAUGAACUCUGCAAGGAAACUAGUGAAGAACAGCCUUCAUUGAAAGGUUUAAAAGUUUUGAACACCCUAUUCACACGGUGCUCCAGAAAUAUUCACCCCAAAAUCCUGCGAUCCCUAAGCGCCUCCUUACUCCUGCACUCCCUGGAGGCCUACUGUCGUUUUUUGGAUAGCUGGUGGUCUACGGGGGAAUUCAACGAUUGGCACGAGGAGUUUCCCUACCAAAGAAUCGAAAUCGAAAGACGAACCGAGUAUGAAUUAAGAACCGUAUGGGUAGGGAUACCAAAUAAGGAUAUAUUUCAUAUCAUUCAAAGGCAUAUUUCCGCGUCCAGUGAAGCUGUGGCCAUUCUCUACGAUACCCGAAAGAUGGGUGACUUCAACUUUUGUCACAAAAUCAAACCGGAAAUAUCCCUGUAUAAUUUAUUAAUGGCAGCGGUUUUAAGGGAACUGGCUCAUUAUCAAACUGAGAAAGUAGAGGAGGUAUUCUAUGCCCCGGAUAUCCUGGAGCAGUUAAAGUCCACCGAUGACGAUGUAGUUCGUCGGUUGUUCUACUCACUUUACAUGGAAACUCGACCGGAUCCGAGGAAGCCCGCAGCUUAUUCGAUUCAGGAGUUACUGAGAAACUUUCAGGCCUGUGCUCACUACACUCCUAUAAAGGAUAUCAUCUCGCAGGAGCUGAAAAGAUUACUAAACCGCCGAAGCCUCUUGGCCAACUCUUAUGUCUCUGAGAUGGUAACUGAUUUUAGGAUGGGAAAAAUGGUAAAACACCUGCGAAAUGUUUUUCUUCUCUCAAACUAUGAUCUGCUCCGUAAUGAGUUUGAGUUGUUCUUUGAGUAUCUUGAAAGAAAUCAAAUGUUAGAAGCCUCUGAUAAAUUAAGGGAUAUCGUCCGCUCCCAGGAUCCCAAGCUGGGUUAUUUAUUUCACGUCUCUAUGACCAAACGACAUCCCGAAUUAAUGCGUCUCAUGGUCUACGACCCUUUACUCAAUCGUGUGAUUAGCCAGGAGCAAAUCGAACAGAUGAACAACUGCUUUCGUCUCAUAUUGAACAUGCAUUUUUCACUAUAUCAACUGAAUAAGUUACCUCCCUUCGAUAACUCAAAGCAACAGCGAUUGGUUAAAAUUUUCCAAUCUCUGAAAGAUUCUCUAGUUUCCGUGCUCAGGGAACAGCUAUCACAUCUUAAUUAUAUGAAACAAGUUCUACAGGAACUUUAUUCUUUCAAACUUGGAUUAAAUGAGUUUACCUCUUUGACUGAGCUUAGAAAAAAUCAAACAAGGUUCAUAAUUAAAUUAAGAGAAUUCUUGAGUGACGAAUCUAAAGGAUGCAAAUGCUGCUUGGAGGAGCUCCUUAGUCUGUGCAAAGUGCUCUGGUAUCGAUGGCAAAGGGUCCACGUCCUUAUAAACGAUUAUUAUAGGCAGAAACCGAAAAACGUUUUCGACAUAAAGUAUGAGUGGAUGAGGUACAAUUACGUGCACUGCACUUUAAAAAAAAUCCAGGCUUUAAAAUCCGUCCAUUUUAUUCACUAA